Molecule: messenger RNA, 1049 nt
Organism: Carassius auratus (goldfish)
Lineage: Eukaryota; Metazoa; Chordata; Actinopteri; Cypriniformes; Cyprinidae
Exons: 2
Coding region: 60-1049 (329 amino acids)
Source: RefSeq, a predicted model, not a curated record
GCUUUGCCUUGUUGUUAAACAGCACACAUCUAGAAGAGGCAACAGCUGUAUUUGAAGAUAUGGCUGUUCUUUUCACAUCAGAAGAGGAGACCGACGUGGUGAAUGCAGCCAAAACUGCCCUGGAUCUAAAAAUAAUGAAGAGCACAAUUAACCUUUAUGAGGCACAAACGAUACCAGAGGCAACAGAAACAGAUGAAAAUGUAACUUCAGUGUGUGGCAGAUCACCAUUUACAUCACUGUUCACUGCAGUUUUGAACAGAGCCAAGAGCCUCCACUUCAGUAGCAAGACAGGGGGAAAAAAUACCUUUUUCUGUCCAGAGCUCAUCGAGUUCCUCAUGAACAACUACAUGAGUAUCUUCCCGCUGUGGAGUGGAGUUCUUCUUGGGGAUCUUAGCCGGUUUUCUGAAAUCAGCACAGCUACAGUCAGCCAACAAUCCAAAACAAGGGAAAGUAACUGUCAUGUGGAACAGUGGUUUUGGAUUGUUAAACACAGCAUCCUUAAAAAGAAGAAGUACCUGCGUCCUGCUGACUUCAUACAGAACAUGUAUGGAUCUCUCCAAGGCAGAUACAAAGAACACAUAAUUAACAACAAUCUGUUACUGCCUUACCGUGAUCCAGAACCUAAAGAAAAGUUCUUCAGCCAGAAAGAAGAAUGGGCACAGAAAACAUCAAGAAAGGACAAGGACAGACAUAAAACAAAAUACUUUGACCCACCUGAAGUACUGCCACAGCCAUCACAAAGUCCAGAAGUUACACAGAUCAGCACCAAUACCAUCCAGAUGAUUCCAGACACAGCAAUGGACCUGUCAAAAACAAAACACAAACCCGAACCAGAGUACAAUACUGAGCCAGAUAACACAGAACAUACUGCUGAAGACACAACAGAAGAGAUUCAGUACCUUUGGAGCAAAAACGAUUGUGAAGUGGUGGUUGCUGUUGUACCAUCAGCAGCAAAAAAGGCUAGGUACACCCUCCAUCACUCAGAGUUCAAAACUCUGCAACCUCACAAGUGGCUCAUGGGAGAGGCAAGAAUAUUCAUGAGCUAUUAG